This is a messenger RNA of Physcomitrium patens, 2084 nucleotides long. Its product is annotated as karrikin insensitive 2 receptor CA. The record is from RefSeq and is a predicted model, not a curated record. Lineage: Eukaryota; Viridiplantae; Streptophyta; Bryopsida; Funariales; Funariaceae.
CGGGAGAGGGGGCCUAGCACGAGGCUGGAGACACCCCCUAGCUUGUCAGAUUGCUAGCUAGAUAGAUAGAUAGAUAGCCAGCCUAGCACCCUACUCGAGGUUAAGUGCGCGAUCUGUAUCUCCGAUCGAUGUCGGAGCCCGUGAACGCAGCGUCCCGAACACCCUCUUCUUCCGUACCCGCUUCCCGUCGCCGCGGACUGUUCUUCAGAGCCCAUCUGCUCGCACGAGGUCCCAAUUGCGCGCAGCUUCCCGCUUCCUCAAUGCGGAGGGGGGGGCUGGGAGGAGGAGAGUGCUCUGCCUGGACCAUGCUCAACGUUUUCGGGUGGUUUUGCAGUUUUAAGCGGCGGAUUCCUCUUCUUCAGUCGGGUAUUGGUCAUUGGUCUCCUCUAGUAGCUUAGUGACGUUUAGAGAUGAGCGAUCGUAUCCUCGCCGUGGUCCGUUAGGUGGUGUGAGUCAUCGGGUGUGGUAGUGCCGAAGCGAGGCUCAGGUUGAUCACUUGGCGCAUAUGGUGGAAGCAAAUUUGGAGGAAUCAAGAUGAUAAUUCUAGGUUUGCGCAUAGUUAGGCUUGGGCGUUCAGUCGGUGUUCAGAAAGGGCUUCGGAUCGAUAGAAUGUCGUGCGGUCAAUGUCCUGAUUGAUCGUUACCUGUCGCCAGGGUUUGGUCUUGUGCCUCGGCUUUCCAGUGCUACGUCUAGAGCACCCCAAUAUCCUUGAUGCUCGACUCUGAUUGCUUCAAUCUGUCAUACAACCUGUUGCAUUCUGGACGCGAGCGGUUGUGAUGUAUUUUGCUCUAUCCCGACGGAGGAUGUUACAAUUCGCACAGGUUGAUCGAAUGCGACGGCCUGUAGAUUUCAAGUGCAAUUCCCUGGAGCGGCUUUAGUUAGACCUUCAUGUAUGCUCAGGAGGCCGUGCAGUUCUUAGGAUUAGGAGAGCCCAGAAUGGUUAAAAAAUUAAUGCAAGCUGAGCCUGAGGAUACGAACAAUCUCUUAAACCCUUUCCUCAAGUCUCACAAUGUAAGAAUCCUGGGUAGCGGAGACGAGUGGCUGGUGUUCGGGCACGGCUUCGGUAGUGAUCAAUCCGUCUGGCAGCUAAUCGUUCCUCACUUCGCAAAGAGCUACAAGAUUCUUCUCUUUGACUUGAUGGGCGCUGGGUCCACCAAUCCUCAUAGCUUCACCUUCUCUCGUUACAACACUCUCUACGCCCACGCGGACGACUUACUGACGAUCCUCGAUGAGUUGGGCAUCGUCAGCUGCACAUACAUUGGGCACUCCAUGUCUGGCAUGAUUGGAUGCAUAGCGUCAAUUGAGAGGCCGUCCGUGUUCAAGAAGCUCGUUCUCAUAGCGACAUCACCGAGAUACAGUAACGACGGAGAUUACAUCGGAGGGUUUGAGAUGGAGGAGCUUCAUGAGCUGUUCGCCGCCAUGCGGUCAAAUUUCAUAGCCUGGAUUACUGGAUUCUCACCCAAGGCCGUGGGAUCCGACAUCCAGAGCUGGCCAGUUCAAGAGUUCAGCCGCACAUUCUUUAAUAUGCGACCAGAUAUUGCCCUUAGUAUCUGCAAGACAUGCUUCGCAAGCGACCUCCGCCCUCUCAUUCCACAGGUAAUGAUUCCAUGCUAUCUAGUGCAAAGUGGAGUUGAUGCAUCCCUGUCCAUCAAAGUGGUGAAGUAUAUGGCUGCGAACCUCGGCGGCAUGUCGCAUGUCGACAUUCUGCAAGACAUCCAAGGUCACUUGCCUCAUCUUACCCACCCUGAAGCCGUGAUUGCUGUGCUUCAACGUGCGUUUCAAUGGAUUGGGUGAUGCUGCAAGUGAAUCCUCACUUCUCCAUACUGUGGACGAUGUAGCAAUCAUCAUUGACCAACAGGUCUUAACUUAGCAUCGGGAACCGAAAAAAAGGAUCUGCAGUUCACGUUCUCUAAACACUUCCGUUUGAUGUCGUGUAUUUUUUUUGUGGAACAAGAUCUGCGUCCCCCUGAACUACUUCGCUGACAGUGAUCGGCGAUCAGAAUGUGAAACUGGUUUUAUCUCUGGAAUGAUAGAUGCUUUCACAGAAGAGCCUUGUACAGGAACGCAUCGUUCCAUCCGCCUCA